Molecule: messenger RNA, 507 nt
Organism: Aspergillus melleus
Lineage: Eukaryota; Fungi; Ascomycota; Eurotiomycetes; Eurotiales; Aspergillaceae
Exons: 1
Coding region: 1-507 (168 amino acids)
Source: RefSeq, a predicted model, not a curated record
AUGUCUUUCGCCCUCCCAGACCACAUUGCGGAGCAAAUGCCCAAAGACGGUCACUACUGGUUGAUCGACGAAGGAGAAGCGGCGAGGCUCAGCGAGCUCCUUGAUGUUGAGUGGUCGUCCCUCCCCAUUGAUGGGUUCAUCUUCGACGGACCUAAACCGAGAUGCUUUAGAUGCGGAAAGCUCGGCGGUUUCGACGACCUGGUUGCAGCUGCGCUCAGAAGGGGCAUUCACACACAAUCAUUUAUUGUUGAGGCCCUUGUAGCUGGGCGAGACUCCCUCCCCCACGACGACGUGGACUGUUCCCACUGUGGGACCCAGUGGCUGCAAGCCCCAAAAUGGGUGACCAGAUCUGGAUGGCUCAUCUGGAAGGAACCCGAGCUUCGUACACGUCAUCGGCAUGGGCAGAAUAUGCACGGAGUCGAGCUGCCUGGCCAAGAAUCAAAUGCAGAAGAGAGAUUCGGAUUGGCUGGCCAGGGGUGCUUCUCUCACAGCCAACCAAAUUGGUGA